AUGAAAGAUAUCGUAGCGCAGGAUGCCCCAAAGAGGAUCAAGCACAUUCAGUUCUCCACACUAUCCCCUCAAGAACUCGUUAAAAUAUCUGAAACUGAAGUUACCCACAACGGCCUCUACAGCCAGACGCCCGACAGGGCUCCACAGAGGAACGGUGUACUCGAUCGCCGUUUCGGUACUUCCGAUAAGAGCGGCAGCUGCGAUACUUGCGGGGAGUCCAUGGCUGAGUGCGUUGGUCACUACGGUUACAUCAAGCUAGCUUUGCCUGUAUUCCAUAUUGGUUAUUUCAGGGAUAUUAUAGCCAUUCUUCAGGAUAUUUGCAAGAAUUGUGCUCGUGUUCUUCUCACUGAGGAUCAGCGUAGAUCUUACCUCAAGAAAUUCAGAAGACCUAACAUGGAAAAUCUACAGCGCCAAACCACCUGUAAAGCUGUCAACACUGCUUGCCGCAAGCAGCUUUACUGCCCUUAUUGUCAAUCAACCAACGGUGUCGUCAAGAAAACGGGUUUACUCAAGAUUGUUCAUGAGAAAUUCAGAGCUAAAAAGACCCAUGUCGAGCAUGAAGAGUUUGUUAACACCUUCAACACCGCCGUCAGUCUCAGUAAAGAAAUCGCUCCUCAUAUCAACAAAGCUCAGGAUGACUUGAAUCCUCUCAGAGUGCUCGAUCUCUUUACUCGCAUUUCAAACGAAGACUGUGAGCUUCUAGGAAUGAACCCCAAAGAAGCCAGACCUGAACAGUACGUUUGGCAGUACAUGCAUGUCCCCCCUGUCUGUAUCAGACCCUCUGUCGCUCAAGACGGCGCCACAAACGAAGAUGAUAUCACCGUAAAGCUCGGUGAAAUCGUACAAACGUCGCAAAUUAUUAAGAUUGGUAUGGGUGGCGGUAAAUCUACAACAUCUCAGCUUAUGGAGCAAUGGGAAUUGCUUCAAUUAGCUUGUGCAAUGUACAUUAAUGCUGAAAUGCCAGGUGUCCCUAGCGAUAAAGCUACCAAGCCUAUCAGAGGUUUUGUGCAGCGUCUAAAGGGUAAGCAAGGUCGUUUUAGAGGUAAUUUGUCCGGUAAACGUGUCGAUUUUUCUGGUCGUACUGUCAUUGGUCCAGAUCCAAAUCUUAGUGUCAAUGAGGUUGCUGUUCCACAACGUAUCGCAAAGGUUCUCACAUACCCAGAACGUGUCUUUGAACACAACAUCGAGCCUUUGAGGGAAGCUAUUAGAAAUGGUCCUGAUGAGCAUCCGGGUGCCAAUUACGUACAAAAUGGAGGUGUCAAUGGCUUCAAACGUUUCUUGAAGUUUGGUAAUAGAGAAGAGAUUGCCAAGAGAUUGCGCAUCGGUGAUAUAGUUGAAAGACACUUACGCGAUGGUGAUUUAAUUCUUUUCAACCGUCAACCAAGUUUGCAUAGACUUUCCAUCAUGUGUCACUACGUCAAGGUUAGACCUUGGAGAACUUUGCGUCUCAACGAGUGUGCAUGUAACCCUUACAACGCUGAUUUCGAUGGUGAUGAAAUGAACAUGCACGUUCCACAGACUGAAGAAGCUAGAACUGAAGCACAAGAGUUGAUGGGUGUCAAGCACAAUAUGGUCACACCGCGUAAUGGUGAGCCUAUCAUUGCUGCCAUACAAGAUUUUAUUACUGCUGCAUAUCUUUUGUCAAAAAAAGACCACUUCUUGGAUAGACAGGAGUUUUCUCAGGUCAUUUCCUAUCUCGAUCACGCAAACAUGCAAAUUGAUCUUCCACCACCUGUAAUUCUCAAACCAAGGAGGCUGUGGACAGGCAAGCAAAUUCUCAGUAUACUCAUGCGUCCAAACAAAUCAAGUCCAGUCUUGGUCAACCUUGAAGCUAAAAAUCGUACAAAUCACCCACCACCAAAAGGAAUGCUUCCAGACAUGUCUUCUAAUGACGGGUUUCUCGUUAUUCGUAACUCAGAAAUAAUGUGCGGACAUUUCGACAAGGCUACUGUUGGUGAUGGUAAGAAGAACUCUGUGUUUGGUGUCAUUCUGCGUGAUUACGGUCCUGAUGAGGCCGUUAAUGCUAUGAACAGACUUGCACGUGUUUGUGCACGUUGGCUGGCAAAUGUCGGUUUCUCGCUUGGUAUAAGUGACGUCAUGCCUAGUAUGGAUCUGCGUCAGCGCAAGGAGUCUCUCGUUGAAGAAGCUUACGCCACAUGUAACGACCUCAUUGAGAAGGCCAAGUAUGGUAAGCUUGAAAACCAACCUGGUUGUGAUCAAGAACAAACACUCGAAGCGCUUAUCUCUGGUAUAUUGUCCAAGGUUCGUGAUGUUGUCGGUGCAAGUUGUAUGGAGGAGUUAAGUAGGUAUAAUGCUCCAUUGAUAAUGGCUACAUGUGGUUCAAAAGGUUCUGUAAUUAACGUAUCUCAAAUGGUUGCUUGUGUCGGUCAACAGAUUAUCUCUGGUAAACGUGUUCCAAAUGGUUUCCAAGAUAGAUCAUUACCACAUUUCCCUAAGAAAGCAAAAGAUCCGCCAUCCAAAGGUUUCGUCCGCAACAGUUUCUAUUCAGGUUUGUCACCACCAGAGUUCCUUUUCCACGCCAUCUCUGGUCGUGAAGGUUUGGUCGAUACUGCUGUCAAGACUGCUGAAACUGGUUACAUGCAAAGAAGAUUGAUGAAGGCUCUCGAGGAUUUGUCAGCUCACUAUGACAGAUCAGUUCGUACAUCAAGCGGUAUAGUCGUUCAAUUCCUAUACGGUUCUGAUGGUCUGGACCCAGUGUCUUUAGAAGGUGAUGGUCAACCUGUUGAAUUCUUGCGUAGUUGGAAACACACUAAGGCUAUUCUUGACUCUACUAAACAUGACCGUGGUAUGCUACCGUUCGAGAUCACUGAGCAUGUCGAUAAGGAGUUACGAACAAAGAGAUGGAUGAAAGAAUGUACUCCUCAUUAUCUCUCUACUGUUCGCAACUUUAUCUUCUCUAGUAUUACAAAGAAGCUUGCCGAUUUGAGAGACGCUCAUGGCAUGUUUGACGCACUGACAAGAUCGGAUGAGUGGGAUGAAGAGACAGAUCUCGAUAUGGGAGCAUCAGAAUUUGAAAAGGCGAUAGUCGACAACAAAGCCAAGGUCGCACCAGCACAGCUUCAAGAAUUUUUGAAUAUCUGUUGGCAGAAAUAUGUCAAGUCCAAGGUCGAACCUGGUACGACUGUCGGUCCAAUUGGUGCUCAAUCUAUUGGUGAGCCUGGUACACAAAUGACUUUGAAAACAUUCCACUUUGCUGGUGUCGCUUCUAUGAACGUAACACUUGGUGUACCACGUAUUAAGGAAAUUAUUAACGCUGCCAAGGCGAUUAGUACACCCAUUAUAUCAACCAAACUUUACGACGAUCAAACUGAAUCUGCUGCCCGUAUUGUCAAGGGUAGAUUGGAGAAAACGUUUUUGGGUGACAUUGCAUCACACAUUGAAGAAUCAUACAGAGGUGAUUACAAUGCAGUGUCUGUAUUUGUUGAUAUGGAUGCAAUCAACAAGCUGCAAUUGGAGCUUAAGCUGUCUGAUAUAACUUACGCUAUUGCCAAAGACAAAAAGAUAAAAGUUAAGAAGGAUGAUAUCAAGGAGAAUCAUAGUAAGAACAGAUUGAGGAUCUACAUUCAGCCAGGUCCGGACUCGUUCCACAUCACCCGACACCUCAGACGUAACUUGGAGAAGGUUGUUGUUACGGGUAUACCGGAAAUAACGAGAGCAAUUAUCAAUAUCAACGAGAAGGAAAACAAGCGCAAAGAGUUGCUUGUAGAAGGAUAUGGAUUGCUUGACGUUAUGACCACUGAGGGAAUUGUCGGUACACGUACAUCAUCGAAUCAUAUUAUGGAGGUUCAGAAGGUGUUGGGUAUCGAAGCAGCAAGAAGUGCGAUUGUUAAUGAAAUAGAUAACGUCAUGUCAUCUCACGGUAUGGGUAUCGAUAAUCGUCACAUUCAACUGCUAUCCGAUAGUAUGACAUUUAAGGGAGAAGUAUUGGGAAUUACUCGAUUUGGUAUUGCGAAGAUGAAGGAUUCAGUUUUGAUGUUGGCAUCAUUUGAAAAGACAACUGACCACUUGUUCAAUGCUGCGUUCCACGCCAAACGAGAUUCAGUUGAAGGUGUAUCUGAGUCUAUUAUCAUGGGUAACCCAGCAGAGAAUUGUGGUACAUCUAUGCCUUCAUUGAUUCUACCAAAACCAAAACUGCCACCAUCACGUAAAUUGAUAUUUGAAUCUGCGCUUAAGUCGUCGAAGCAUUCAACAGCAACUGUAUUUUAA
This is a messenger RNA of Wallemia ichthyophaga EXF-994, 4227 nucleotides long. RefSeq names its product DNA-directed RNA polymerase III subunit rpc1. Gene Ontology annotation, biological process: DNA-templated transcription. The transcript has 4 exons. The coding region runs from base 1 to 4227 and encodes 1408 amino acids. The record is from RefSeq and is a predicted model, not a curated record. Gene Ontology annotation, molecular function: DNA binding; DNA-directed RNA polymerase activity. Lineage: Eukaryota; Fungi; Basidiomycota; Wallemiomycetes; Wallemiales; Wallemiaceae.